Molecule: messenger RNA, 1996 nt
Organism: Gadus chalcogrammus (walleye pollock)
Lineage: Eukaryota; Metazoa; Chordata; Actinopteri; Gadiformes; Gadidae
Gene: asb3
Product: ankyrin repeat and SOCS box containing 3
Exons: 10
Coding region: 281-1954 (557 amino acids)
Biological process (GO): intracellular signal transduction
Molecular function (GO): protein binding
Source: RefSeq, a predicted model, not a curated record
AUUUGUUUACGGAAGUAGAUAUCCUGCAUGUUAUUCUUCGGCCCGCUCUGUGUCACCGUUGUGUCUGUUAAACAACGGCUUGGUUUAUUAUUUGAAUUCAAAUACAAAUGAAUUGCAAAAACGACGGGGUGCCAUUUCAUCUAGGCUAGCUAGGUGUCUUUAACUUCGUCAACGUGGUUGCAAACUCAUUCCAUCUGGCAGCAUUGUGGUCGAGCCCGUACAUCCAUCACAUUUACUCUGUUAUAAACCUGAACGUCACGUGUCACUCGGAGGAGAACGGAUGGACUUCACGGAGACCUACGGCGACACGGUGUCGAGCGUGGCCGCAGCCGCGCGCUCGGGCUGCCGGGAGCGCGUCCGCAGGCUGAUCGCCGAGGGCUGCGUGAUUGACAGCCGGGACAACCGCGGCUGGACGGCGCUGCACGAGGCCGCGGCAGCCGGUGCCAAAGACUGCGUGCGCGAAAUCGUGUCUGCAGCCUCGGGCUCCGCUGGCGGUCUGCGCGCGUUUGUGAACGCCGAGACGCACGAAGGGGAGUCUGCGCUGUUCUUGGCAGCGCAGCGGGGACACCUGGCGGUGGUGCGACUCCUCUUGAAAGCACACGCCAAUAUUGACCAGUCCACGAACGACCUCUCCUCUCCUCUCUAUGCAGCCGUGGACGGUGGUCACAAGGAGGUCGUCCAGCUGUUGGUCAGCAGGGGGGCCGAGGUCAACGGCACGCACACGGCCUGUCGAUGGACCUGCCUCCACCACGCCGUCUACAAGGGCUACAGGGAGAUUGUGGCUGUUCUCAUCGGCGUGGCUCGCCUGGAGGCGGUGGACGACCACAGCAUCACGCCCCUCUUCGUGGCAGCGCAGUACGGCCGCCGCAGGUGCCUGGAGGCGCUCAUUGGAGCAGGGGCCAACGUCAACACCCAGGCGGCAGACCUGGCCACGCCGCUGAUGCUGGCGUCCCAGGAGGGCCACGAGGGCUGCGUGGAGGUCCUGGUGCAGCACGGGGCGGACCCCAACCUGGCCUGCAGCCGCGACUGGCCCCAGCUGCCCAUCCACGCCGCCGCCGAGUUCGGCCACCGCCGGAUCCUGGAGAGGCUGAUCGCCAUCACGGACCGCGCCUGCGACCGCGGGGAGGGCCGGGUCAGCCCGCUCUACAUGGCCGUGAGGAAGCCCAGUCCGAGCGUCGGGCUGCUGCUGAGGGAGGGGUACAGCCCAGACGCCCAGGACUGCACCCCCAUCCUGGGCCUCCGCUCCCCUCUGGCCUUCGCCUUAUCGCUCUCCCCCGACCGGCGCUGCAGUGAGUCGGUGAGGCUGCUGGUGGCCGCGGGCGCCCGUCUGGACGAGGACCCCUGGAUGCACGCCCUGGCCCUGGGGAACACGGAGCUGUUGAGGCUCAUACUGAGUCACAGGGGGCUGCCCGGUCCGGGGGCCCCAGAGGGGAGGACCGGGGCCCCCGGUGCGGUGUUAAGCCUACAGGAGCUCAGAGGGCUGGUGUGUGUGGCCCUCAGCGCGGUGCGAAGCGCCCCCUGCUGGCUGCCCCUGCUGCUGCGGGCCGGACUGGACCCUUCUCUCCUGCUGCAGCCCAACAUGCUCCAGGAAGCAGACGGUGAUGUGUUGAACUACCUUCUGGCGUUUGUGAACUGGUCCACUCUGAGUCCGCCCCUGAGGCGCGUUCUGGACCUCAGGCUGGAGGAGCGGUCCUGGUCGCCUCACGACCGUUACGAGUCCGUCCCGUGUCUGUCUCACCUGUGCAGGCUGGCGGUCAGUGAGGUCGUGGGUCGUCCGGCUCUGCGCACGGCGGCGGCCGUCCAGCAGCUGCCGGUGCCCCCCCUCCUCCAGCGCUACCUCCGCUACGCCGAGGUCCCGCCUCCCCCGGGCGCCCCAGGCUCCGCCCCCCUGCCGCUAGUGUCCGACCUGACGGAGGAAUACCGUCACACCCACACGCACAGACAUGUUGUAUGAAGACCUAAUAAAAGGUUUAGAUUGUCCUGUUGGUUGUUUUCC